AUGCCAACUCUCGUCGGCGUUUGUGUGAUUGCCCAGUCGACCGGACCAAUCACGACUGGCCAGAGUGCCGAUUGCACUUCCUCGCCCACUGCCUCCUCGGGCCAAGUCUGGCCUCGCCGAAAUCUACCACCUGCACCCUCACACACACACACACACAUGCACACACAUGCACACACACACAUGCACACACGGGCCGAUGGAGAGACGGAGAGAGGGACAGGCGUGCAAUGGAAUGAGCGACAGGAGGAGAUUAAAUGCCAUCCAGCCUGA
Messenger RNA from Protopolystoma xenopodis, 270 nucleotides. The record is from the annotation of a GenBank genome assembly. NCBI's taxonomy places the organism in Eukaryota, Metazoa, Platyhelminthes, Monogenea, Polystomatidea, Polystomatidae.